UUUGGCUAUUAUUGAAUCGCUCCCUUUCUACCUGUAAUUUGUAUUUUGUACUCUAUAACUUUGACAUUACAAGCGCGAAUAAUUCCGCGCCGUUGGGAGCGAGCGAGAAAGUCGCGCUGCCUUUCUACGCCAUGCUGUCGUGGUUGACCUCGCGCAAGUUGGACGACGAUGCGUCCAGAUCCGCGAGUAUGAGACGUGGUUCCAAUACCGCCGAUGGUGGGUCCGUAACAACGACUAGUAGCCGGAGCACGGGCACGGAACGUCCAUCGCAUGUCCGGAGACUCGCGACGGCCUUGACGACUCCGAGCCGCCGUGCCGCAAAGAAAUCACAACGUCAACGCCGUCGCGACCAAGCCCGUGUUCCGGGAGGAGAUGACGGAACGGGAGAAAUGCAAGCGAUUUUUACUCAACCACACCUAAAUCAGCAGCAACAAUUGCACAAACUUGGUGACAGGACGAGGGUUGACGAAACACGAUCGGGUAUUGAAAUUUUGAUCGGUCCCAAGGAGUCAGCUCUGGCAGUGCCCGACCGAUCCGCGUCGCCUCAGGCUGGUCCAUCGUGCGACGAUUCCGCCCGCAAAGCCAUGGGCGACACAGGUGUCAUUUCGCUACUCGCAGAACUCACCGUCAAGAGCAGAAUCCAUUUCGCACAGUUGAAUGUGGCACGAUGGCCAGUAUCAUCCCAGUUGCUCGAGCCCGAGAAACCGUCAGUUCACGAGGAGGACAGUUCUUUACCCACUACUGGGGAGGCUGAUUGGAAAUUACGACGACACCGAGUGCCUUUAUUCGUUAAAAAAAGCAACAGCGGUACCAACACUUUGUCAUCUAAUGAUGUACUCUUUUUAUUGCGAGCUCAUGCCGUGGUAGACGAAAAGACUUCCGUCCAGGAAGAGUACCAACGCCUGUCCACAGAGAUUGGAGAGCUGGAAUACGAUCGAGCAGAACUUGAACAAAACUGCACGCGCUUGUCGCCAUUUGAAAAUGUGGACGACAACAAAAUCAAAAAGGAAGCGGAUACGCCACAGGAGGAAUGGGAUCUUCAUCGAGUGCUACAGAAUACACCACCGUCCAAGGUAUCGGUACCUUCUGAAACCGCAAGAACUUCCCUUGUAAAUCCUCUCACACAGGGGCAACGCGAAAAAGUGGAAGAACAACGUGGUCUACAUUGGACCAUUGUUCUGCAAUCUCCCGCAGCACUGGAAGCUAUGCUUGUAUCUCUGGGUAGUUCUGUGAAGAAGGCUAAGCUCGCCAAUGGCGUUUGGACCGUCAGUGCCCCGGAUCCUUCUCAGUGCUUGGUACCAUCAAUAUUUCCUCAAAAUCGUGGACACGGGAAUGCUAGCAACGCCUCGGCAAAUAUAAGUCACAUCUCCUUAUGGAAGGCGGCGCACGGCGAGGUAUCCUUUUUUAUAUCCCGUGAUUGCAUGCCCUCAACUCAUGAAGGCCCCUGGCCGGAGCGACUGAUGCGAAGGAUAACAGAAGGCGGCGUCAAAUUCCAAGGACAGCAGGAUAUAGCAUACCUAACGAUGGGGCCACGUGAAUCCUACUACGUCGCGCUACGGUCUGGCGAAUGCUGGUGGGGAUCACUGGAUCCUGACUUGGACGCGAUUUGUACGGAAUGGAAUGUCCACCGGGUUGCGUUCGGCAAUUCUACUGGCUUGGUAGACGCCGGUGGUCAAGUCCACCUACCAAAUUCCUGGAUUGUUGUCGACUGCGACGGCCGGGUCGCGUGGAAGAAUAUAUCAUCACGUUUGCACCGUAUAUUGGAAGAAAGGUUAGCGGACGCUGCAGGAGUUGUAGAGGUUUCGUUCGGACCGGGCGGAGCGUACUUUAUCCGCUUUCUGGACCAGACGUACGAUUACUUUUUGCCCGCGCACAUUGCCCAAGCUUGCCAGACGUUGGAACAAGAUGGAAAAGACAUUACCAAUAUUGUAAUGCACCCAGAACUCUACCAAGAUUUCAUCAUUCGAAGUAAGCAUGCACGUGCUGGUUCCCAUAGAUAAUGCUUUUGCUAUCCCGUUCUGGGCCGA
This is a messenger RNA of Phaeodactylum tricornutum CCAP 1055/1, 2027 nucleotides long. RefSeq lists its product with no specific name. NCBI's taxonomy places the organism in Eukaryota, Bacillariophyta, Bacillariophyceae, Surirellales, Neidiaceae. The transcript has a single exon. Bases 132 to 2000 code for a protein of 622 amino acids. The record is from RefSeq and is a predicted model, not a curated record.